Molecule: messenger RNA, 2293 nt
Organism: Dicentrarchus labrax (European seabass)
Lineage: Eukaryota; Metazoa; Chordata; Actinopteri; Moronidae
Gene: lipca
Product: lipase, hepatic a
Exons: 9
Coding region: 187-1677 (496 amino acids)
Biological process (GO): lipid metabolic process
Molecular function (GO): apolipoprotein binding; triacylglycerol lipase activity
Source: RefSeq, a predicted model, not a curated record
GUCCCCUCUGUCUCUGUACAGUACAGUACAAUGUGUUUCGCUCCCAGGACAGUAAGGAGGCUAUAAAAGAGCUUCUGCACCCACAGACAAAAGGAUCUCACCUUCAGACUCGACAUUACUUGCAUUUCCCCCACUAAAGAUUUUAAGCCUGAUCUGUGGGAGAAGUGGUGGUUCAAAGGAAUUAUUAUGUCUGUGGUCAAAGUCCUGUGCUGUUUGCUGUUAACGUAUCACCUCAAUGAGGCGAAGAAAAUCAAGGGAAACAGAGCAGGUGUAGUGGACAGAGAGCAGAGGGGCGCCCUGAAGGACCAUGUCAGCAAUUCAGUCUUCAGGCUGUUUUCAGAAGGUGAGGACAACUGCGCAUUGGACCCUCUGCAGCUGCACACUCUCACCUCCUGUGGCUUCAACAGCAGUAAUCCCCUCAUCAUCAUCACUCACGGGUGGUCGGUGGAUGGCAUGAUGGAGAGUUGGGUGGUCAGGUUAGCUACAACCCUAAAGACAAAUCUAAAAGACGUCAACGUGGUGAUUACUGAUUGGCUGUCCCUGGCUCACCAGCACUACCCCACAGCAGCACAGAGCACCCGCACUGUGGGAAAAGACAUAGCCCACCUGCUGCAGUCACUUCAGGUACACUACCAGUACCCAGUUAGAAAGGCUCAUUUGAUUGGCUACAGCCUUGGCGCUCACAUCUCUGGAUUUGCUGGAAGCUAUCUGGAUGGUUCUGAGAAGAUUGGAAGAAUUACUGGUCUUGACCCGGCGGGGCCACUGUUUGAAGGCAUGUCUCCCACAGACAGACUGUCUCCUGAUGAUGCUGAAUUUGUGGAUGCCAUCCACACCUUCACCCAUGAACGUAUGGGCCUCAGUGUGGGCAUCAAGCAAGCUGUAGCACAUUAUGACUUUUACCCCAAUGGAGGAGACUUCCAACCAGGAUGUGAUCUGCAUAACAUUUACGAGCACAUAGCCCAGUACGGGCUCCUCGGUUUCGAGCAGACAGUGAAAUGUGCUCAUGAGCGGUCUGUCCAUCUAUUCAUUGACUCUCUGCUGAAUAAAGACAAGCAGAGCAUGGCCUACAGGUGCAGCGACAAAGGUGCUUUUGACAAAGGAGUCUGUCUGGACUGUCGGAAGAAUCGCUGCAACACACUGGGCUACGAUAUCAAGAAGGUUCGCAGUGGCACCAGCAAGAGGCUCUACCUGAAAACACGGUCUCGGAUGCCGUACAAACUCUAUCAUUACCAGUUCAGGAUCCAGUUUGUCAACCAGAUGGAGAGGAUCGAGCCCUCUCUCACCAUCUCCCUCUCUGGAACAAAGGAGGAGAGUGGCGACCUCCCCAUCACCGUCCCUGAAACUAUUUCAGGUAAUAAAACCUUCACCUUCCUGAUCACCCUGGACAGAGACUUAGGGGAUCUGAUGUUGCUCAAAUUACACUGGGAGGGAUCGGCUCUGUGGAAGAACAUGUGGAACCGGGUGCAGACUAUCAUUCCCUGGGGCGGCCGGGAGCGAAAACCACUGCUGACUGUGGGCAAGAUCAGUGUCAAAGCAGGCGAGACGCAGGAAAGGACAUCUUUUUGUGCCAUGACAAAUGAUGGUCAACAAGUUGAAGUGUCGCAGGAUAAAGUGUUUGUGCGCUGUGAAGAAGACACACCAAAACAGCGGAGAAGAAAGCACAAUAGACUUGUAUAGGUUCCUUUAUCUGUUCAGGUUGAAGAUCUCUGAUGGAUGGCCUCCAAGUUCACAACUGGAUGAAAUUCUCUAAACUCCUCAAAGUAAGACCGUGCAGAUUCAGGGAGUAAAUUAGAAUCCAUUAAUUAUCUAAAAGAUGUCGCACUGAACAAAAUGUGGAGAAUUGAAUUCUGGGAAGCUGAGGCUAGAAAAACAACUAGCAACUGUUGUAAACUGUGUUUACAAUUUAAAAAAAAUAUGUUUAAGUUUGAUUUUGUGAUCAAAUUAUUAGUUUAAGUAUUACGUAUUAAGUAUUGCAUGUGAUCUUUAUACUAGACACUUUAUCUGACAAUUAUCACACAAUGUAGUUUUAAGAACCAGCCCAGAUUUACAUUUCUGUCUACAUACAAAUGUCUUUCGGGGUAUAGUUGAGUGUUUGCCAAUUCAAAUAUUAACCAGACAGUGAACACAAUGUCAGUGACCUUCUGAUGACGUUAAUUCCAAAGGAUGUUCCUUUUUUGGGUGUUCUCUAUAAAAUGAUCAAUCUCAUCAUUAAAAAAACCUGCUUUACUACUCCAAAUAACACGAUCUGUUAAUCAGACUCAAACCAGCAAUAAAUAUGCACUGUCCUUUUCUA